UUAACUGUAUUGUGCCUGCAGGGUUCCCUUCUGGAGGUUUCUCAUCACAGGAGCAGAUCAGAACAGAGAACUGAAGAUGUGGUGCACUGUGUCUUGGACCUGCCUGCAGACCGUCCGAUUUUCUCCUGACAUCUUCAGCUCCAUGAGUAUUCUUCCCAGCCUGAAAGUCUGCUUGGAUCUCUCUGCUGAGUAUCUGAUACUGAGCGAUGUGCAGAGAAAAGUCUUGUAUGUGAUGGAGCUGAUGCAGAACCAAGAUGAAGGCAAAGCUUAUUUCAGUUCUAUCUCAGAGUUUCUCCUAACCCAUCCAGUCCUAAGCUUUGGCAUUCAGGCAGUGAGCCGCUGCCGGUUAAGGCACACUGAAGUGCUUCCAGCAGAAGAGGAAAAUGACAACUUGAGUUUAGAAGGUGCUCAGGGAGCAGGGGCUGUUGAGUCAGCAGCUGGCGUGCUGAUAAAACUCUUCUGUGUGCACACCAAGUGAGUAUGUAGAGCAACUGUCAUGG
Molecule: messenger RNA, 500 nt
Organism: Meleagris gallopavo (turkey)
Lineage: Eukaryota; Metazoa; Chordata; Aves; Galliformes; Phasianidae
Source: RefSeq, a predicted model, not a curated record